CCAACAGACAGUCCCGGUGUUGCAUUUUUUGUUGGCCGCCUUCGCUUCCAAAGUUUUUGCACAGAUUUAGCGAUAUAUACGGUUGAAUCUGCACCGCAAAGUAGAGCGGCGUGUUACAUUUAGGAUUACCAAGCCGGAGAACGUUAAUUUUCCAGCAGUGGAACGUUACCUUUCGAAAUAUAUGCGUCGAUCGGAUGUCGAGUGAAGAAGAAUCGAGCGCGAAGCACAUUUUAGCUAGGUCGAGUUCAUUGCGAAAAAAAAAUCGUUUUUAAACAGCAAAGAAAUGUUCACCACGCGGAAAGAAGUGGACGAGCAAGUUCACAAGUUGCUGGGAAAACUGCCGCCGGGAAAUGAGCGCGACAUCAAGGGCAUGGCGGUAGCCCGUCUCUACGUCAGAAUCCAGGAGUAUCCGAAGGCCGCCGAGUAUCUGAACAGCUAUCUUAGGGUCAAGGACGAUGCGGCGGCCCACAAGCUGAUUGCCCUUUGCUACAGGCAGCAGAAGACUCCCGAACCAAAAGCCUUGAUGCACUUACAGCGCAGCAUCCAGCUAAGUCCACGACAGUCGGAUGUAAUCAAGGAUGCCUGUGAACUGCUGAUGAACGAGAAGAGCCUCUUCAACGCGGAACGCGCCAAGUACUGGCUGGAUUUGGCUGCCGGCGAGGAUUUGGGCGACACCGAAUUAAUCUUCGCCCUGCGAAUGCGGGUUAAUCUCCAGGAGAGCAACGGGACAGCAGAUAGCAGUGGGGCGGAAAACACCCUGGAGUUGCUGAUGCACAAGGAGCUGCAGGCACGACCCCAGGAUGUGAAUGUUCGUGUGCGCCUGCUGCGAAGCUAUGUGGAGAAAAAGAAAUUUGAUCAGGCCUUUAACUAUGCCUUCAAAGCUGAACUGGAGAGCAAUUGCUGCACAAGUCAAUCAAGCGAAUGGUACGAUACGGUCUGGCUGCUGCUCACGAAAAUGGAAGUGGCCAAGGAUGUGAAGAAGAACUGGCGCUUCUGGGAGCUGGCGCUGCUCGCCCUUGAUCGCCUCAUGCAGCUCAGCUUGGAGACGGGCAGUGGCCUGGCGGACAGCAGCAACCAGCUGUUUCGGCUCGAUCAAUACCUGCACAAGUUCAGCAAUGUUGUAGAGCGAUCGGGCGAUGCCACGCAGCGGGAACUGCAUCAGUCCUGCGCCGAACACUAUACCGGCCAGCUGUUACUCCACGCGGUGGGGCUGAUUUUUAAACGGGAGCUGCUCGGAAACAAGAAUAAGUGGAAAAGCACGCUGCGUUCGGCACUGCCGCUUUUACUCCUUGGCUACCAGUUGCAACCACUUGAAGAGUCGCACCACUGGAUGAAGCAUUGCGAUGCGGAGCAGAAGCAGCUUUUGAAGCUGUGGCGGCAGCAGGGCUCCUUCCGAUGCUCGCAACUGGGACGCACUUUACUGGGAUGCCUGGAACGGACGCGAACGGACAAUGACAGCCAGAAGGAGAACAACAACUUCAAUGAUAACCAAUCCCAGCCUCUUCCCGGAUUGUUUGCAGACUCCGAGGAGCUGCUGUCCUGCGCUCACCAGCAUUGUUCGGACAAGGACUGGCGCCGGCAGCUCUACCAACAGCUCUUCACCCACGCCGAGCACAAGCUAAGGGAUCAGUCCUCGCAUCUAGUGCGCCACCCACGUCUGCACUUGCCCGUUUUCGAGUGGCCCAAUCUGGCGGAGAUCGAGACCUUUGAGCAGCAGGCACUGUUGCUGCCACCUUUGUCCUUGUCGCAACAUGUCUACCUAGCGCUGGGCACAGAACCCGACAAUCUCGGAGAGGCGCCACGCGUGCUCUUUUACGAUGCUUUCCGGCGCGAUGUGAAGCAGAGCCUAAACUACUGCGGGCACGACUCCAUCAGCCAGGUGGAUGUGGAUCUCUAUCUUUAUGCCACUGUUAUUCAGACUCGGCGGAGAUUGCAGCUGCAGCGAGAAGCGUACGACAGCUCAAACAUGGGUAAUCGCAACGCCGCCACUCGUCCGCACAUGAUGCCGUAUGCCAAUCUCCUGGGGCAACUGGCCGCCUCUGAGCAGAACAACUGGUGGGAUCUUGUGCUGCGGCUGCACAAGAACCAGUUGACUCCAGAAGGCAAUCGAGCCGAACAGCGAGCACAACUGCAAGUUGGACUGGAGGCGGUGCGCGGGGUGAAUGGACCCAAAGCGGACUCCAUCAUUGUCUUCCAGUUGGGAAAGAUCCUGCAGUCGCGCACUGACCGGGCUUCUCUGGAGGCGCGCAUCGACACCCUCUAUCGGCAAGGAUUUUCCAUGCUGCGUCGCCAACAGACACAGCAAUUGGAUCCAUUUGUGCGCGUCUUUAAGUAUGGAUCAGCUGGCUCGACAGCAGCGUGGCAGGAGCUGCAAGGGCUGGCCGAGCACGCAGUCACCUAUUUCAGCGGGAAAAUGUUCAAGGCGGGCCAGUAUGAGCAGUUCGUAGAAGAAGUGAGAGGACUGAACUUGCCCAUGGCCUCUUAUAUGCAAGCGGAGGCGUACCGUCUACUUGAGGAUUCCGUAAAGACGCCGCGUGUGUCACGCGCUCGUUUCUCAGAGCGGAGACAGGAGUGCCUGCAGCAGACGCAGCAGUUGCUCCGGAAUGACGUUGUCCACCCACUCAGCUCGAUUAUUCAGCGGGAACUGCGUCGAAGCCAGCAGAAUCGCAGUAGCAUCGAUGAAAUCUAUGCCAGUCCCGAUGCGCACAAUAAUUCCUCUACCUACGAGGAUGCAGAGGACGACUUCAUUUUAGCUAACCGAUCACGCCGCCAGUUGGAAUCUGUUCCAGUGACUCCAAUUGUUGUGGCCCAGCCGAGUCAGGAGUUGGAACAAACUGUCAAGCAGAUCAGCAAGUCGCUCUGCGUGCUUAAGGACGAUGUGAGCUCGGGAAUGGAAGCCAUGCGUCAGGAAAUCAAAAACCUCACCGAUAAGUUCACUGGGUUGGAGGAACUGCUCAAGAAGAUCAAGAUCAGCAGUCGAGACACACCGACCCAGGACGUGGAUCCUGCAACAGCUUUGGGUUUGGACGACUUCUUCAUCAUCGAGGAUACCCUUGCGGAACACCAGCAGCAGCAGCAACAACAACAACAACAGCAAGCGGCAGUACAUCAGGUGGUGCCAAAUCCAUAUGGUGGAACCAAUCCUGCCUUCUUCAAUGGAGUACCAAACACGCCCGCAGGCGCACAAGAUCGCUUUUUGCCGGGAGCCUAUGGCAGUCCCAUGUUCAACCAAAACCAGAUGUACAACUACUACGCUGCACAAGCUCAGGCCCAAUUCUUGCGAACUCCGCCAGCUCCUGGAUCGAUUCCAACCCCCAAUAUGUUUGGUCCUCGUAAUCCCAAUUUCGGAUUGCCCAGCAUGUUUCCUCCGCCGACAGGGCCUUCGGUAGCACCAUACAUCGACGCCUUGGGCAACUUCACCCAGCCGCCUCCAAGUCUGAUACCGCCUCCACCUCAGACAGCUCCGGUGCCGGCUCCUUUAAAUAUUCUGGAGCAAAAGACAGCGGCUGCACUACCCACAGCAGGAGUGGGAUCAAGUUUCUUCAAUACACCCACGCCCGGUUUCGGUACUUCACCCAUUCAGAUGCCGCAGGGCAAGCCCUUAGGUGUUCCGUCAGCUCCAGUUCCUUCUGGUGUUGCUGCUGCUCCUCCAGCUCCUGUGGCUGCCCCUGGCCCACUGGUUGGAGCUGCUCUGUCAGCUGCUGGUCCCCCUCCAAUUCAGAUACCCCAAGUGGCUUCUUCUGCGCCAGCCCCUAGUGUUCCAGCAUUGUUCAACCGGGCGCUGAACAACCAACCGGUGGAAAAGGAACCGCCUGCUAAUGUCGUCAUUACCAGCUCCGAUCCGUUGCCGAAGCCAACGAGUGCCAGUGUUCAGCCAACUCUAAGUGUGACAAUUCCGGCACAGCAUAUCAAGCCAAGUUUGGUGCCGGCUCCGGAACAACAGGCACCGCCACCGGUUGCAGCAGCGGGACCUUUCAGCUUUAAUUUCGGCACAAACUCUUCAGACAGUCCCUUCUCUUUCAAGUCCCAAGUCGCUAAAGCUGCAGCUGAUAAACAGAAGGAGCAGGAACGGGAGGCCGAGGAGCUGAACCAAAGCGGAGCUAGUGAACUAAAUAAAAGUGCGACAGUUGACCACUCAGCGGACGAUUACGAUGCUCGGCCUGAUUUCCAAGCCAUCAUUCCACUGCCCGACGAAGUUGAAGUGCGGACCGGUGAGGAGGACGAGGAGGUCAAGUUUAGCAACCGAUCUAAACUCUUUCGAUUUGUCGACAAGGAGUGGAAGGAGCGUGGCAUCGGCUUGAUAAAGAUUCUGUGCGACAAAACCACUGGCGUCUCGCGUGUUUUAAUGCGGCGCGAUCAGACGCAUAAGGUGUGCGCCAAUCAUAAAAUCUCUGCGGAUAUGAACAUAGCUACUGCCAGUCAGGACAAGGAGAAGAAAUCGUUCGUUUGGGCAGCCAAUGACUUUGCGGAUGAGCAGGUCACGCUUGAGAAAUUUUUGGUGCGCUUUAAGACCGCGGAAAUUGCCGAGGAGUUUAGGGUUGCCUUUACAAAUGCAAGCGAGGCGGCAAAGUCUGAAAAGGUGAAACCUACGGAAAAAACGACGGUGAAACCAGAGGAGGUUCCGAAGACCAGUCUACCAAAGAGCUUUGUGACUAGCACGCCGGCCCCAAGUUCGCUGUUAAGCAAGCCUCAGGAGCAGAUGAAACCCUUCAAGUCUGAUCCUACUCCGGCGGCUCCGGUGGCUGCGGUGGCCAAGUCACUUUUUGGAGGAUUAUCAUCGGUUGGUGCUGCUCCUACAACAUCUGCGCCUUCAGCUGCCGCGCCGUUUGCCAACUUUAGCUUCUCCGGAAAUGGCACCACACCAGGAUUUGGCACAGGAACCACAGCCUCUCCCUUUGGAAAUCUCUCCUUCGGAGGCGUUUCUGUUGUGGGCAGCGGCAGCAAUAACAGCACGCUCUUUACCACAGCAUUGAUCAAGGAAAACACAUUGCAAAAUCAGACGCAACAGCAAUCACAACUAAACAAAUCCGUGCCCUCGGACGCAGAGGAGGACUACGUGCCCACAGCUCAGUUCGCGCCGGUAAUCGCCCUGCCGGACCUGGUGGAAGUGGUCACCGGAGAGGAAAACGAGGAAGUCCUCUUCGAGCACCGGGCCAAGCUCAUGCGUUGGGACAAGGAGUCCAAUGAGUGGAAGGAACGCGGCCUAGGAAACAUGAAGGUCCUUCGCAAUCGCUCCGAUCCCAACCAAGUGCGGCUGCUGAUGCGGCGCGAGCAGGUUCACAAGUUGUGCUGCAAUCAGCGACUUUCUCCCGAAACCAAAUUCACGGAAUCACUGAACAUCAAGGCGGCCGUCACUUGGGCGUGUCAGGAUUACUCGGAUGAGGAAUUGGAGACUGCCUUGCUGGCCGUACGUUUUAAGACGCCCGAGAUCUGCAAAGACUUUCUUACUGUGGUGCAAAAGGCUCAACAGAGUAUGGAAAAGGAACCAAAAAAUCAGGACGACGUCCCAACUAUCGGCGAAGAAAAGGAUAAGGCGAAAGAAAAGCCAACCAAGGGCUUUGGGGAUGCCUUUAAGCCCAAGGCUGGCAGCUGGAACUGCACAGCCUGCUACACCAGCAAUGGCCAGGACCAGCUCUACUGCUUGGCCUGCCAGGAGCCUAAAGAUGCCACUGUGCCACCCAAGCAAUCAGGCUUGGACCAAAGCAAUGCCCUGAACCUUACCACCAGCUCCUCUAACAAGUUCUCUUUCGGAUAUCAGCCAGCGGCACUACCAACCACCACAUUUAGUUUCUCAGGAGUUUCACAACCCAAGGAAGAGAUCAAAGAGAAGCCCGUGGUUGCAGCUGUGACCGCCUCGGCUUCAGCUCCUGCCGCAGCUUCUUCGAUCCAAGCUGUUGGAUUCGAAAAGCCUUCCAAAACUUCUGGGUUUGGGGACGCAUUCAAGCCCAAGGUAGGCAGCUGGUCGUGCUCCGCUUGCUACGUAAACAACCCCGGAGAGUCGCUUUACUGCAGCGCCUGUGAAUCACCAAAGGAUGAUACUGUGCCAAAGAAAGAUAACUCACUUGGAACGGGACUUUCCCUACCCGCCACCACCAAGUUUACCUUUGGUUUUGGAGCACCUGCGUCCUCGGUUAGCAACAAGGAUUCGGCUACCGAUGUAGGCACCAAGAGCAGCCAGGUGUUCGGCUCCGCCACCUUCAACUUUGCUCCUCCAGUUGUACCGGGAUCUGCAGCACCGCUUGCCGCGAUUGGUUCUAGCAGCUUUACCUUCUCCAUGCCAAAACCCGCUCAACAGCAGCCAAAGAGUCCGGGGACUAACGAAGGUGAAGAUAGCGAUCACCACGAGGAGGAGGAGAACAACGCUUACUUUGCACCGGUGAUCCCAUUGCCCGAAAAGGUUGAUGUAAAAACAGGCGAGGAGGACGAGGAACUGCUUUACGUGCACAAGGCCAAGCUGUAUCGCCUUUCUGAGGGCGAAUGGAAAGAGCGUGGUUUGGGCGAUGUUAAGAUUCUACGACAUAGACAGACCAAGAAUCUGCGCGUAGUUAUGCGGCGAGAGCAGGUGUUCAAGAUCUGUCUUAAUCAUGUGCUCAACUCGAGUGUGUUGUACAAGCCGAAGAACGAAUCGGCGUGGAUGUUUGCCGUUCACGACUUCAGCGAGGGAGAGAGUGUUUUGGAUCGGUUUACUCUUCGCUUCAAGAACCAGGAAGUAGCCCAACAGUUUAUGAAUGCUGUCAAAAGUGCAGUGGAUGGCACGGCUACAGCUAUAGAAGAUGGCACGGACUCUUCGGCCACAUCCACUAUUACUGGUACCACAUCGGCGGUAGCCGAGACGAAGAGUUCGUCAGAUAAUCUUCUCCAGGACCAUGUAGACGGGGCCAACUGCAGAGGCUGCGAUCCGGACCAGUUCGAUUUUGGCAAAACAUCAUCUUCAAGCCCCUCCGCGAAUGAUGUUAACCCACCUCUACCAAUGACUCUCCCCAUCCUGACUCUUCCGCAGCCCACUGUCAUCCCUCCAACUUCUGUUGCUCCAAUCAAUUUCCAAACCUCUGGCACUUCGAUAUUCAAAGCCAGUUCGCUGGGUACAGCCAAUAACUCCAUAACCAGCUUAGGUAAUUUCUCCGUGUCGGACGGAAGCAAACCACCCAGCUCGGCAUUCCUAUUCGGUGGCACGGAUAAGUCACAGUCCGGACAAACUGCUUCACCAUUGGCUAAUUUGCAGAAAUCAAUCUCCAGCGGAAACCAAGGCAACGUUCUGGGGUCUAUUUUUGGUAGCGGCUUGUCAAACCAAAAUCAGAAUGAUGAUUCAGCCAAGUCAAUUUUCGGUGGCGCCAAAGUCGAGUCCCAGCCAGCAGCAGCAGAGGCACCCAAAUCCAUAUUUGGUGGAUUCAGCGGAUCCGGGCUGGGAAGCGCAAAUCCUUUCGGAGCCUCCAAUGUUGAGUUGCAGUCAUCAGAUAGCAAAGACGCACCGAAGUCCAUCUUUGGUGGAACGCCAACUAUUUUCGCUGGUUCCAACGCUUUAAGAAGUCUCAAAGUCGAGCCUCAGGCACCAGCAAGUCAGGAUGCAACAAAAUCCGUUUUCGGUGGUACCUCCAACGUUUUCGGAGGAGCAUCAACCGGAAGCUUUGUGUUCGGCAGUGGUGCGGCUACUGGUGCGCCACUUUUUGGACAAAAGGAAUCGGCCAUCUCAUUCGUUGAUAUAGCCAAGCAGGCAGCCCCAGGAAAGGAAGCAGACGCAAACAAAACCACAAGUUCCGUAGAAGAAACCAAGGACAAGAAGGAAACAGAACCAGCUCAACCGGUGGCGAACACGUUUACCAAUUUUGUCGGUAGCACUUUUGCUGAUUUAGUGGGCAAUACAAGCAAUAGUAGCCCGGGAUUUAACAAGUCCAGCGGUAGCGGCGGCGGCUUUUACAAUCUGACGCACCAAAACGCCUUCAAGAACUUCCAGUCUUCGCCACAGACCGGCAAAAACGAAUCUGGUGCGGGAGAAGGUGGCGAUGAUGAUGAAGACGGCGCGAACGAUGACGCCUACGAUCCACAUUACGAUCCCAUUGUGGAGCUGCCGGAUGAGGUUGUGGUAACUACGGGAGAGGAAAACGAGACUAAGCUAUAUGGCGAGCGGGCGAAGCUAUAUCGAUACGACCCGGACACCAAACAGUGGAAAGAGAGAGGCGUGGGCGAGAUAAAGGUGCUGGAGCACCCGGAGCUGCAGACAUUCCGAUUGGUCAUGCGGCAGGAGCAGAUCCACAAGCUGGUGCUUAACAUGAAAAUCUCCGGCUCCCUGCAGAUGGACUACAUGAACGAACAGAAGAAGAGCUUUUUGUGGGCCGGGUACAACUACGCCGUCGACGCGGAAGGCAAGGUGGCUACUGAGGGCGUGCUGGAACGUCUGGCCUGUCGGUUUGGCAAGGAGGAAACAGCCCAAAAGUUCCUUGAGAAGGUCAACUCCUGCAUAGAACGCGCAAAAGCCUUGGAGAGCGAUCAUGAGGACGAGGAGAACGACGACACGACGGAGAAGCAGGACAGCUCAUAAGGAAACUGGAACUUAAUUUAUGUAGCAUGCUUACAACUGAGUUUAUAAGAUAGUCUGUCAAAAAAGUAUCGAAAAUUGUUGAAAAUUCACAGUUUUCAUAAUAAUAAAACUUUGAUAAAGA
Messenger RNA from Drosophila ficusphila, 8657 nucleotides. RefSeq names its product E3 SUMO-protein ligase RanBP2 (gene Nup358). Gene Ontology annotation, cellular component: cytoplasm; nuclear pore. Lineage: Eukaryota; Metazoa; Arthropoda; Insecta; Diptera; Drosophilidae. Gene Ontology annotation, molecular function: GTPase activator activity; protein binding. Gene Ontology annotation, biological process: intracellular transport. The record is from RefSeq and is a predicted model, not a curated record.